ACAAACCAAGUCGGACUUAUUAUGGCGCUGCAACGGCCAAAGUGGACUUUCCAAUGAUAUGGAAAUGACGGUGGAAUGAUCAUGAUCACGCGCCGCGUAUGUUAACCGAGUGGGAUAGUAUUUUAUUUAUCACGUUUUAAGUCGUUAUCAUGCAUUGGUCGAAAGCCCAUUAUGUCUGAAGAGGCGCUUUUUACGGGGAGAGCCGGACAAUCGGUCGCAAUCGAGAGUAGAAGCAGAAGUCGACUGGGUCUUGUCGUAACGGGUUUGGUCGGGGGCUCGCUUGUUGCCCUCUACGCUGUGGCUACGCCGUUUGUGGCCCCCGCAUUGAGGAAAAUUUGCCUCCCGUUUGUCCCCGCGACCACCGCGCAGGUGGAGAAUGUUCUCAAUGCACUGCGAGCCAGGUCUGGGACCCUGGUAGAUAUUGGAAGUGGAGAUGGGAGAAUAGUGAUAGCUGCAGCAAGGCACGGCUUUCUGGCGUCAGGCUUUGAGUUGAACCCCUGGCUGGUGUGGUAUUCCCGCUACAAAGCCUGGCGCGAGGGAGUCCACCGCUCCACUUCCUUCCACAUCUCUGACUUAUGGAAGGUCAGCUUUGCGCAGUACUCCAACGUUGUUAUUUUUGGCGUCCCUCAAAUGAUGGACAAAUUGGAGCUGAAGCUGGAAAGCGAGUUACCAAGCUCCGCGAAGGUGGUCGCCUGCCGAUUCCCCUUUCCCAACUGGGUUCCCGAGCAUAUCGCAGGGGAGGGUGUUGACACCGUGUGGGUGUACAACGCCGAAUCAUUUAAAUCACUCCAGCACUGUGGCGCGGUGAAGAAGACAACCUCGGAAAACGCGGACACUGCAGAAUCAAAUCUGUAAAGGGAGAUGCGGUGACCUGGUCGGCAAACUAUCGGAAGAUCGCCAAACGCUGCUUCCUUGAGAUAGAUCAUUAUUUUAAAAGUUAUUUCACUGGAAUGGAAGAAAGAUAAAAAAAAAAAAAAAAAAGACCAGUGCUCAUACAUAUAACCAUUAAGACACAUUCAUUCUACUAGUGCUCUGUAGAAUUGUUUGACUUGAGAGGACAAAGAGUUUUUUAUUACUACACGGAGCUUUCGAUGAUAUCGAGAAAUAAAUGCUCAAAAGGGAUUUCAAUUGCCAUGUCUUGGUUCGUCUUGUUCUUGAGAAGGACUUGGAU
Hippocampus comes (tiger tail seahorse) is the source of this 1171-nucleotide messenger RNA. It is a transcript of the gene atpsckmt, whose product is annotated as fATP synthase c subunit lysine N-methyltransferase. Gene Ontology annotation, molecular function: protein-lysine N-methyltransferase activity. NCBI's taxonomy places the organism in Eukaryota, Metazoa, Chordata, Actinopteri, Syngnathiformes, Syngnathidae. Gene Ontology annotation, cellular component: mitochondrion. The coding region runs from base 172 to 855 and encodes 227 amino acids. The record is from RefSeq and is a predicted model, not a curated record. Gene Ontology annotation, biological process: peptidyl-lysine trimethylation; regulation of mitochondrial ATP synthesis coupled proton transport; positive regulation of proton-transporting ATP synthase activity, rotational mechanism. The transcript is spliced from 4 exons.